This is a messenger RNA of Colletotrichum higginsianum IMI 349063, 423 nucleotides long. RefSeq names its product Acyl carrier protein. Gene Ontology annotation, molecular function: acyl binding; acyl carrier activity. The record is from RefSeq and is a predicted model, not a curated record. Lineage: Eukaryota; Fungi; Ascomycota; Sordariomycetes; Glomerellales; Glomerellaceae. The transcript has 3 exons. The coding region runs from base 1 to 423 and encodes 140 amino acids. Gene Ontology annotation, cellular component: mitochondrion. Gene Ontology annotation, biological process: fatty acid biosynthetic process.
AUGUUCCGCACAGCAGUCCUCCGUUCCGCGGCCGCCGCUACGCGCGCCAUCCGUCCCGCCGUCCAGCAGUCCGCUCCUCUCGCCCGGAGAUCCCUUGUCGCGCCCCGUUCUGCCUUCCGCGCCGCCGCCCCCAAGGCCAUCUCCGUCCGCAUGUACUCUUCCGCCACGGGCCUGAACCAGCAGGAGGUCGAGGGUCGCAUCAUGGCCCUCCUCCAGGGUUUCGACAAGGUCAACGACCCGGCCAACAUCAAGCCCAACGCCCACUUCGCCAACGACCUUGGCCUUGACAGCUUGGACACCGUCGAGGUUGUCAUGGCUAUUGAGGAGGAGUUCAGCAUUGAAAUCCCCGACAAGGAUGCCGACACCAUCCACUCGAUCGACAAGGCGGUCGAGUACAUCGUUAGCCAGCCCGAUGCCCACUAA